Aspergillus campestris IBT 28561 is the source of this 558-nucleotide messenger RNA. RefSeq lists its product as uncharacterized. NCBI's taxonomy places the organism in Eukaryota, Fungi, Ascomycota, Eurotiomycetes, Eurotiales, Aspergillaceae. Bases 1 to 558 code for a protein of 185 amino acids. The transcript has 4 exons. The record is from RefSeq and is a predicted model, not a curated record.
AUGCUGGCCACAGUGAGGAUAGAUGGUGGACCAACCUGUAUUGUUCCGCAUUGGGAUUACAGUCUGGCCCCAAAUUCCCCAGGUCUAAAUUGGGAUUCUGAAGACGUGUGGGAUAAGAUUAUGCUUGAAUUAUUUCACCCAUCUGAUAGUACUUACAUGUUGGGUAACAAGAUAUCGGUCCCAGUCCCCCGACAAUGUCGAUUAGCACUGCCGCCCGCUUGGCACGACGCUAUUGCUAGUCUUGGUUUACUCUAUGGCGCUCAAUCCUACGGACUUGGGUCCAUGCGCGCAGACCCAAAGGGUGAAAGCGCUAUCAGGGUUGCCACGGACAGGAUGAAGACUCAUGACGGUCGCUAUGUCGUUCAUCCAACUGCCAUCGACCAAUGCCUCCAGCUUAUGAGUGUGACCUCGACUGCAGUUUCUCUGCAAUGCCUACGAUGCCGGAAGAUCCAGGAGGUAGGCAGCAGGAAGCGCUACUCGUAUCCGCGAUAUCUCAGUCAAGCCACACUGAACAAAAAGCAGAAUAAGAAAGAGAUGGAAACAAGCCGAUUCAACUAA